This is a messenger RNA of Fukomys damarensis (Damara mole-rat), 2853 nucleotides long. It is a transcript of the gene Ak7, whose product is annotated as adenylate kinase 7. Lineage: Eukaryota; Metazoa; Chordata; Mammalia; Rodentia; Bathyergidae. The record is from RefSeq and is a predicted model, not a curated record. Bases 322 to 2493 code for a protein of 723 amino acids. Gene Ontology annotation, molecular function: AMP kinase activity; ATP binding. Gene Ontology annotation, cellular component: cytoplasm. Gene Ontology annotation, biological process: nucleobase-containing compound metabolic process. The transcript has 18 exons.
ACAAAAGAGAUGAAAGGGGACCGAGAUCGCGCGGGCCCCCUGUGACACAUGGAGGACGCAUUUUGCCCGAGGCACGCAGCAGGUAGCAGGGGAGAGGGAGCUCCAGCUGCACUUGCAGCACCUUAUGGAAAAAGUGCACACUGGAGCCUGCCCAGCAGACCCAGCAUGGCCAGCGUGGGAGCCAGUCUCCACCCUGUCCGGAAGCCUCGCCCAGAACCCUAGUCACGCCCAGCUCUUGCACCACGCCUCCCAGGGCUGAGACCCCGCCUCCUUAGCAACGGACAGGACUCGGUCACCUUAGCAACCAACGCAGCUGCCAUCAUGGCUGAAGAGGAAGACGUUGCCGCUCGGACAGAGAAAGUUUUACGGAUCCAGAGGGUGUUUAUAAACCUGCUGGACACGUACAGCAGCAGAAACAUAGGGAAGUUCCUGGCCAGCUCUGUAGUUGGGGCUUCCCUUGAAGAAGUUACAGAGGAAGAGGAAGAUGAAGAUGAAAAUAAGCCCACUGCCCCAGAAGCCCCGUCAGCCAAGCAGAAGGAAAGCACGUUCCAGAUCGUGGGCACUCUAUCCAAGCCCGAAAGCAUCCAGCCAGACUUCGCCACAGAAACGUACAAGAACAUCUCUCGAGGAGACCUUCUCCUGCGCCUGCUCGAGUGCAACACGAUUAUUUAUAACAUCACCGAGAGUCCGAAGCAAGCAGAGGAAGCCAUGUGGGCUGUCUCUGCGCUGAAUGAAGAAGUCAGCCACUUUGGAAAGCGCAAGGUGUUUAUUUUAGUCUCCACUGUGAUGACUUGGGCGCGAUCCAAGCCUCUGGACCCUGACGACUCCGAGGUCCCCUUCACAGAAGAGGACUAUCGGAGAAGAAAGAAUCAUCCCAAUUUCCUGGACCACAUAACUGCUGAGAAAACAGUCCUCAAAUUUGGAAAAAACACCAAAAUGUUUGCAACCUAUGUAGUCGCUGCAGGACUGCAGUACGGCAUGGAAGGAGGCAUCUUACACACAUUUUUUAAGCUUGCUUGGCUGGGAGACAUCCCUGAGUUACCUGUUUUUGGAGAUGGAACAAAUGUGAUUCCGACAAUUCAUGUGCUUGACCUGGCAGGAGUGAUACAAAACAUAAUCGACCAGGUGCCGAAGCCCCACUAUCUGGUCGCCGUGGACGAGUCUGCGCACACCCUGGAGGACCUGGUCAAGUGCAUCAGCAGAAGUACCGGCCCUGGCAAGAUCCAGAAAGUACCUAAAGAAAAUGCUUUCCUAAUCAAAGACCUCACCCAAGAGAGCAUCGACCACUUACUGGUCGACCUGAGGAUGGAAGCGCUCUUUGUGAAGGAGAAUUUCAACAUCCGCUGGGCGGCGCAGAGCGGGUUCGUGGAAAAUGUCAACAAUGUCCUCAAAGAGUACAAGCAGAGCAGAGGGCUGCUGCCCAUCAAGAUUUGCAUUCUGGGCCCUCCCGCGGUGGGGAAAUCCAGCAUAGCGGAAGAGCUGUCCAAGUACUACAGACUCCACCACAUUAAAAUGAAGGAUGUGAUCACCGAAGCCAUAGCGAAGCUGGAGGCGAUUGUCACUCCCAAGGACAGAGGGGAGGAGGAUGAAGGUGAUGAGGAGGAGGAAGAGGAGGAGAACAUGGAGGACGCUCAGGAGCUGCUGGACGGCAUCAAGAAGAGCAUGGAGCAGAACGCAGGUGAGCUGGACAAUCAAUAUAUAAUUCGAUUUGUGAAAGAAAAACUAAAAUCCAUGCCUUGUAGGAAUCAGGGUUACAUCCUGGAUGGAUUCCCAAAGACCUAUGAUCAAGCAAAAGACCUGUUCAAUCAGGAAGAUGAAGAAAAGGAAGAUGAAAUCAGAGGCAAACUAUUUCCUGUUGAUAAAUUAAUUUUACCUGAGUUCGUCUGUGGCCUGGACGCCUCAGAUGAGUUUCUAAAGCAGCGGGUGAUCAACCUCCCAGAGAGCGUCGUGGCUGGGACUCACUACACCCAGGACCGCUUCCUCAGGGCGCUGAGCAACUACCGGGACAUCAACACCGAAGACGAGACUGUCUACAACUACUUUGACGAGAUUGAAAUCCACCCCGUACACAUUGAUGUAGAGAAACUUGAAGAUGCUCAGAACAGACUUGCUAUCAAACAGCUGAUCCGAGAGAUUGGGGAGCCUCGGAAUUAUGGUCUAACUGAGGAGGAGAAGGUGGAGCUGGAGCAGAAGGCAGCGGAGAUGCGUCUGGCGGAGGAGGCGGCCCAGGAGGCCGCACAAGCACAGAAGGAGGCAGCAGAGACCGCGGAGCGUUUGGCCCGCUGGGAGGAGUGGAAUAAACGACUAGAGGAAGUGAAGAGAGAAGAAAAGGAACUACUGGAGGCGCAGUCUAGGCCCCUGAGAAACUACUUAAUUACCCAUGUUAUGCCGACUCUUGUGCAAGGGCUGAACGAGUGCUGUAAGGUUAGGCCAGAUGAUCCUGUUGAUUUUCUGGCAGAAUAUCUUUUCAAGAACAAUCCCGAAACGCAGUAGAACUUGGAAGAUCUGGUGUCAUCCACCUUUAUAGAACAGAUCAACUUAACACUGUUAUUGGAAAACUUGCUUUCAAAAUACUUUCCCAGAUUUUGGAAUUUUUUUUUCCUGUACGUAAAUACUCCAUAAAGUAGAACGAUUAUGAAAAGCAACAUGGCAACAGAUGACUACUUCGCUAAAAUUUUCUUUGAAAAGAGAUGGGCGGCACCUAUGGUGCGUAGCCCACAGGAACAAAUGUAGCUUUACUAUUUCAUCCUUGGGUUGGUUCUGAGUUUUCUGCCUCUGCGUAGUCGUAUUACAGCAAUUUAAUUUACAGAUGAAGAAAUCAUAUUAUUCUAGUACGUAAGCUAAAUGAUUUUG